AUGGACACAACUGGUGCAGCGCCGCCCAAGGCUGAGAAGCAACAUGUCGAGACAAAAACGGUAGAGACUCCGGUCGCCUCCACAAGCGCCGCGACGUCGGCGGCCGUUGGCGACGUCCCGGACCCGGAUGAGGAUGACCUAGAUGACUUGGACGACAUGUUGGAUGAAUUUUCUACUGUAAAGCUGGACUCACCAAGUCAUACGCUGGCGACCCCUGCAGCCGCUCCUGCUGCUCUUGCUGCCACCGCCGCUGUUACUGCGCCUGAGGCCGGCGCAAAGGCUGGGGGCGCCGUCAACCCCGAGGAUAUGACAGAAGAAGACUUUGCCCAACAGCUCCAGGCCGGUAUGGCGAACUUGCUCGGCGAGCUCGAGAAGUCGCCAGAAGUGCAGGCCGAGUUUGAAAGCAUGUUCAAGGGUAUGGCCGCCGCCACGGAAGGCGGCGCUGCGCCCGGGGCUGGAACGGCCCCGGCCAGCGACACCCCGGCCAGCGACACUCUGGCCGGCGACGAGUCCUUCCAGGACACGAUCCGACGUACCAUGGAGCGCAUGCAGAACUCGGGUGAGCAGGCCACGGCGGCCGCGGCCUCGGGCAGCUCCGACGACUUCAUGUCGGAGCUGCUGAAGCAAAUGGCGGGCGGCGCGGGCGGGCCUGGCGGCGAGGACAGCGAGGAGGCGUUUUCUAAGAUGCUCAUGGGCAUGAUGGAGCAGCUGACCAACAAGGAAAUUCUCUACGAGCCCAUGAAGGAGCUUCACGACAAGUUCCCUGCCUGGCUAGCCACGCAUAGCGAUAAGACACCAGCCGAUGAGCUCAAGCGCUACCAGGACCAGCACGCGCUCGUCGACGAGAUUGUUGCCCGCUUCGAGGCAAGCACUUACUCGGAUUCGAAUGCCGCCGACAGGGAGUACAUUGUGGAGCGCAUGCAGAAGAUGCAGGAGCUGGGCUCACCGCCCUCGGAUUUGGUUGGAGACCUCGACACGGCACAAGAAGCCUUUGCUGGCGCCGAUGAGCAAUGCAACCCACAGUAG
Cordyceps militaris CM01 is the source of this 1026-nucleotide messenger RNA. RefSeq names its product peroxin. Lineage: Eukaryota; Fungi; Ascomycota; Sordariomycetes; Hypocreales; Cordycipitaceae. The coding region runs from base 1 to 1026 and encodes 341 amino acids. The transcript has 4 exons. The record is from RefSeq and is a predicted model, not a curated record. Gene Ontology annotation, biological process: protein import into peroxisome membrane. Gene Ontology annotation, cellular component: peroxisome; peroxisomal membrane.